CAGAGACUGCAUAACAUCAGAUUAAUUCAAUCCGCGACAGAGCGCAGUGUACUCAACCCUUGAGGAUAGCAGAAUCGUGGUGCGCGUUAUUACGCACAAUUGCCAUUCUAUAGUAAUCCAAUUACAGAGUGUAUUUAAUGAGAAUGAAGCAAUGUUUUAGCAACAAUAGUUACACGAGUCGCUCGUUUUUGUAAUAUGUUUGUUUGUUUUUUUUUAAACAACCUGUUGUGUGCUUGUCUGUUGUCAUUAGUGCCCGUCUUUAACCUAUUAGAAUCAGACUCUACAGAGCGAAUUGUUUUGAUCGGCGUUUUUAAUGCAUUGCGCUUUAUGCACAUUUAAGAUGUCACCGGGCUGAAUAAAAAAAGUAAAGAUCGUCUUUAAGGCAGGGCUCGUCUUCAUUCACGAUAUAUGACCAUGACCAUGAGCGGUGUUCACACUGAAACAUCAGCUCCGCUAGACCUAAGGACCACAACCAGAGACAUCACAGAUCGGACUACAAGACAAACCGAAACGCAAGAUGUAGUAGAUCGGUCAGCAAAGAUCGAGGAGGUGGAGUGCAGUUCCAAAGGAUCUCCUUCCCUUUCCCCUGCGAUAAAACUGGGCAGCAAAGAAUGCAAGGAUAAUCAUGAUCAAGCUAUUGCACUAUCCAAGGUGAAGAGUGAAAGGUUGACUGACAUUGAUGGCAAGUCUCCGGAGAUCUCUACCUCAAAACUUCCGAUAAGAAAACGUCCUGUCCGUCCGGACCACACACCUGUGGACAGAACAGAAAGCACUGUUGGAGAGCGACCGGCAAAGAUUUUAAAGACAGACUCAAGUCCUAGUCUUGUCAAAGUGCCCAAGUGCAGUAGCGUCCGCAAUGGACUGAGCGCGGAGACGAAGCAGUGUUUUCCGAGUCCGCUUCCCGGAGGCGCACAGAAUGACAUACAGCUUGCGCCCACACCUCAGACAUACUAUGCGUAUCCAUCUCCCCUGUUUACAAGUAUAUUUUCUCCGCUUCACCCACCUGAGGAUACUGAUCGCCUGCAGCAUGAGGUAGACUUUGCAACACACCAGGAUGAAGAUGGGGACACGGCUCUACACAUUGCUGUGGCACAGGAGAAAGAGGCAGUAGUUCUCUGGCUCAUCCGCAUUUUGUGUCAGGCACGCAGAGACCUGGAUUUAUAUAAUAACCUAAGACAGACUCCUCUCCACUUGUCAGUCAUUACACAUCAGCCUAGUGUAGUGCAAGCUCUUCUUCAGGGUGGAGCAGACCCUGGAGCACUGGACCGUAAUGGACAGACGGCAUUGCAUCUCUGCUGUGAGCACCAAGAGGAUGCCUGUCUCCGUAUAUUACUUUCCCACCUGUCCAUAUUACCAUACUGCCCUUCUGCCUGUCUGGACAGCAGGAACUUUGAAGGCCUAACACCCCUCCACCUAGCUGUUCAGGAUGGAAAUAGGAAAAUGGCAAAAAUGUUACUGGACAGUGGAGCUGACAUUAAUGCUGUAGAUAUCAAGAGUGGCCGCAGCCCACUGAUACAUGCAGUGGAGAAGAGCUGCAUGGAGAUGAUCAGCUUCCUUGUUGAGAAUGGCUGUAAUGUGAACUCACAGUCAUACAGUGGAAACACAGCUCUUCACAUUGCCUGUGGCCGUGGAGAGGUGGAGGCUGUCAGAGUCCUACUAAAAAAUGGAGCAGACAGCAGUCUAAAGAAUUACCACAAUGACACUGCUAUUAUGGUGGCCAAGAACAAGAAGGUAUCUGAUGUUUUACGUGGAAAACCUACACGAGGUCACAAUCUAAAAACUCAGAACAGCUUCAAUGGUACCCCAUCCCCAAACAACUUAAGUCUUUCUCCACUGGCUGCUCCCAACCCUCAUCGCAGUGCAUCUCUGUCUCCAACAGUUCCACACACAUACUCACCACACAGUCAAUCUGGUGAAAGCAGGUCUGGAAACCUGUCACCAGUGGAAAAUCACGAAGCAGAAGAUCUACAAAUGACCUCCAGUCCAUUUCAUAAUAUGGUAGCAGUUAACAAUACGGACUAUGUGGUGUCGAUUCGUCCCUUUCCAAUUUUUCAAACACCCCAUUAUGAUACACUCAUGUCCUCUGAUCCUCACCUAUAUUUAAUGUCAGGUCACUCUCCUUACUAUCCAAAUGUACAAAGACUCUAUACCUCAGACACACAGUACAUCUUCAUUCCAGCCAGGAAUGGGCCAUCUGUUUCUCAUUGCUCACCAUCCCAGCCCACUGGCACUCAGUCACGGCCCUCCAGCCAUAACAGUGAUCAAUCUGACAUAUCAAACUUGAGUGCAAGCACUGGUGAAAAGACAUAAACUGAGCAUUAGAUGUCUGUUCUUGCACAUGUUCUUACAGAGUGUUGAAUAAAGAGUGUGGAUGGAUGUGGCAGGCCCAUCUUACAAGAUGUAUGUUUUAAAUGUAGCUUAUAAUUUAUGGUUAGAUAAAUGAUUGUCUUCAUUAAAAAAGAUUUAUUA
Tachysurus fulvidraco (yellow catfish) is the source of this 2469-nucleotide messenger RNA. RefSeq names its product BCL3 transcription coactivator (gene bcl3). The transcript has 9 exons. The coding region runs from base 409 to 2310 and encodes 633 amino acids. Gene Ontology annotation, molecular function: protein binding. NCBI's taxonomy places the organism in Eukaryota, Metazoa, Chordata, Actinopteri, Siluriformes, Bagridae. The record is from RefSeq and is a predicted model, not a curated record.